Zingiber officinale is the source of this 1412-nucleotide messenger RNA. RefSeq lists its product as uncharacterized. The record is from RefSeq and is a predicted model, not a curated record. The transcript has 2 exons. The coding region runs from base 475 to 1248 and encodes 257 amino acids. Lineage: Eukaryota; Viridiplantae; Streptophyta; Magnoliopsida; Zingiberales; Zingiberaceae.
CUUGAUUGUUAUUUUUAGGUCGAUUUAUUUCUUGAUCAAUGGAGAAGCUAAUGUUCCUUUUGUCUUAUAUACCAUUGUUGCAUGAGAUUCUGACUGACAUAUUUUGGCAACGAUUUGGCUUAUUUCAUGGGUUUCAUGUUGAUGGUUCUUAGGGUUUGGUUGUUGGCUUAUUUAGUAGGUGUCAUGUGGAUUAUCGAGUUGCAAUUGUGGGGCUCGACUAUUAUCCCUAAGGACUUACGCCAUGGUAAGUCAGGACAGGCAGGUAAUGCUAACACGAGAAAGGAUGAAAGAGAUGAAUCUACUACUUUCCUCGCAAAACUGUCGAGGAACAAGGAAAGGGCAAGGUGCGUACCAUUGUGGGAGUGUGGGUCAUGAAAAGAAGCAUUGUUAGAAUUCCAAUCAAACCAGGAAACUGGUUUGUGUUAGCCCUCUGUCGCGAGAUAGGCCAGAAAAGGAGGACAUGAUGAAACGUUCAUGAAUGACCAGAAGGCGCAAGCAAAGGUGGGGAGAUCAAAUGGCUGCCAAGACUGUACAGUUGCUCCACUUACUGAGGUUGAUGCUACAAAUUAUCACAUAUCUGACAAAAUUGGAAGCAACAAUGACCACAACACUGCAAGUGAGACGUUUGAAUCUAUAAAAGAUAGUGCAAGAAGCAAUGGACAUCCAGCUCAUGAAAGCAAUGCAGUACUUGUUAGCAAGACGGAACAUGACAUUGAUACAAUUGAACAAGGAAACAAUGAUCAAGUUAAGCCACUUCAAACUGAAAGGGAUACAAAACCUCCGAGCACUUCUAUGCGUGAGAGUUCCUCGCAGCAGGUUGUGAGCACGACCAGAAUGCAUGCGAAGAAGAAGAUGUCAUUCUCAUCAAAACAAGUUAGCCGGGGUAUCUCUGCUUCAGAAACUAUGCGCUUGGUUUGUGCGGUUAUCAUUGCUCUUUUGGUUGUCAUGUCCAGACGAGGUUACACUCUUGCUAGUGAUGUUGCAAGCAGCGUUUUGAGCUUCAAACCACUCUUCCUGGCAAUGAUCACUGAUGUGACCAUCAUUCUAUGGCUGCUAAAGACAACACAGCAAAAGGAAGAGAAAGAGAGAGAGAAAGAAAAGGCCAGAACUGGAAGAGACGAGUCUGGCUCAACGGACGUCAUAGGAGAUACCGUGGAGGCAAUAUUGGUUUUUCUGAAAGUAGCAACAGCUAUCUUCAUGGAUUGCAGCAUAUGCGCUGUUUUCAUUGUUUGUGGCCUUUGUUUCUGAAAUCGUGUUGUUUGUUUGUGUUUUCUGCCAAUAAGCCAACAUAGACGACCUUGAUAAGUCCGCUAAAACAGGUAGGUAUUUUGAACUCUCAGACGUUCGUUCCUUGCGUCUUUGGAGAAAGUGAAAAGAAAUCUUGCUUUUCAACGUGUUGAAAUCUUUGCUAA